Penicillium cataractarum is the source of this 384-nucleotide messenger RNA. RefSeq lists its product as uncharacterized. Gene Ontology annotation, molecular function: protein-disulfide reductase [NAD(P)H] activity. Gene Ontology annotation, cellular component: cytosol. The record is from RefSeq and is a predicted model, not a curated record. The transcript has 2 exons. Lineage: Eukaryota; Fungi; Ascomycota; Eurotiomycetes; Eurotiales; Aspergillaceae. The coding region runs from base 1 to 384 and encodes 127 amino acids.
AUGCCUAUCAUCAAGAAUUUCACCCUGCCGGCCUCCGCAAAGCUCCUUGAAGUGUCCGAGGGUCUCGACUCCAAGCUCUUCCUUGCUUUCAUCUCCGGAGAUGAUCCCAUCACCAAGCAACCAUGGUGCCCUGAUGUUCGUGCCGCGCUGCCGCAUAUCAAUGCUGCUUUUGCCGCUCCCGAUGCGCCAACUGUAGCUAUCGUCUCGGUUGGAGAUAAAUUGAAGUGGAAAGAGCCCAAGAACGUCUACCGCACGGAGUGGAGGGUCAACAACGUGCCGGCCUUGGUACGCUAUCAGCGCGUCAACGGAGAGAUCUCCGAGACCGCGCGCUUGAUCGAGGCGGAGAUCCUGGAUAAGGCGAAGUUGCAGACUUUCCUUGCCUAA